GUAAAAAACACAUUGGAACUAAAGGGGAGAGCUAUCCAUUUACAGCUGCUGCCAGACAUUCGAUCGUGUUCGCAUGGCGAGGGGGUAACCUGAUCGGCUGAAGGCUUGCCGAAACCAGGGAGGAGUGACUUACAAGGAAGGCUUGAAAAAUGUCUUCUUCUUCAGGAGAAGUCACAAUUUCAAAUAACAUCAAGAAGGAAAAUGUGAAGACGGACAAGCGAGAUUGCAUCAAGCUCCUAGCGCUGGAAACCGCGGAGUUGUCUAUGGAGCGCGCAACUUCGAACACUGAUGCAGUCCACAGUGAACUUCUGGUGAGCGCGGCUUCCUCGCUGGCAUUCUCCCCGGAUCAAGUGGCGUGUGUCUGCGAGGCUUUGCAGCAGGGAGGCAAUGUGGACCGGCUGGCCAGGUUUUUAUGGUCCUUACCACAGAGUGACCUGCUACGUGGCAACGAAAGCAUCCUGAAAGCCCAAGCUCUUGUCGCUUUUCAUCAAGCUCGGUACCAGGAGCUCUACAGUGUUUUGGAGAACCACAACUUCAGUCCAUUCAAUCACUCCUCGCUGCAAGACCUCUGGUAUAAGGCACGGUACACCGAGGCAGAGAAAGCGCGGGGGAGACCCCUGGGCGCCGUGGAUAAAUAUCGCCUGCGGAGAAAGUACCCACUACCCCGGACUAUCUGGGACGGGGAAGAGACCGUAUACUGCUUCAAAGAGAGGUCCCGCAACGCGCUGAAGGAUCUAUACAAGCAGAAUAGAUAUCCCUCUCCAGCCGAGAAAAGAAACCUCGCUAAAAUCACCGGACUCUCCUUGACGCAGGUCAGCAACUGGUUCAAAAACAGGAGACAGAGGGACAGAAACCCGUCCGAAGCACAAUCAAAAAGUGAAUCUGAUGGCAACCACAGCACAGAGGAUGAGUCUAGUAAAGGGCAGGGGGAGCUCUCUCCAUGCCCCCUCUCCAAUUCAUCUGACGGGACGAUGACCCAUGGGGUCCUCCCCCUGCAGACAGGGUCUCUGGACAGUGGUGUAAUCAUCCAACAGAUUGGAGACAUCAAGAUACCCCCUGGAUCCAGCAGCGAGGUGCUCUUCAACGGAAACCUAGUGACAAGUAACCCCUCCACUGUCUUCCAUAACGGUGGCUCGUCUUACCUCCAGGCCCCCAGCAACAUCCUGUUCAAUGGGCUCAACCUGGGCAUCCAGCCCUUGGCCUUCAACUCCCUGCGGCCCUCUGGGGGGGUCUUGAUGGGGGGCUCUGGUGUGGACAUGCAGAUGCAGGCAGGCCAGGAGAAGGGGCUGGGCGGCUCCAGUGUGGACUACGCCUCCUAUUCUGGCUGUGUAAACGGAGCAGAGGUGAAGCUGGAGGGGGUUUACAGCAUGGCAGCUCAAAACGGCGGCUCGUCUGUCCUCACGUUCAGCUCGUCUUCAGGGGCGCUCCAGCUGGGCGGUUACAGUCUGGUCCACGUGCCCAGCGGCGUAUCCAACGGCGAAGGGACGUCACUGCUCAACAGCAACUUGGGUCUUCCUCCUCUGCAGCUCCCCUCUGACUCCUCAUCACUCUCACAAGGUACAAUCCAAAUGAACAAUGUAGCAGUCAGUUCUUCUAGUGAGGACUCCUACCACCAUCAGGACAAGCUGGCCAUGGCCCCCAUGCACCCCAGCACGGUGCUCUACAGCAUGGGCAACGCUGGACAGACCUCCAUCAAGAAGGAGCCCCUGGAGGGUGGUGGGGGUGGAGGGGUGUACUCCUACCACCAUGGCCUUCACCUGGACCCCAGUGGGCAGCUCAGCUACUCCUCAGACCCACUAACCUCAGAGGAGGUCCCCUCCAGCAGGGGCUCCUCCUCUGACGUAACCACCGUCAGCUCCUCCAGUCCAGAGCCUGAGGUCUACACCAGCCUCACCGUCAGCACCCCUCUGAUGGCCCAAACAGACCCUAACGGACACCAACUCCAGCCUGGGGAGUACCUCAGGGGCCACAACCCACAACCUGUCCCCUCCUCACACCUUCUGGGCCCUGGCAUGAACAACAACUACAUGUCUGUGUCGGAGAGUAAGGUGGACGCUAGUGGCGGUGGGGUGAAUGAGAUGGUGCGGGUCAUGUGUGGGGAAAUGGAUCCGGGGGAGGAGAAGGAGCUGGCCAAAUUACAGACAGUGCAGAUGGACGAGGACAUGGUUGACGUUUAACCUGUAACCUAUGACCUUUCAUAAGCACUCAUAUCUGCCCAAGCAGUGAUGUGGUGAAUCUUUUUACUCUUUUUUUUACCAUUAAUUUCCUCUAACUGUUAAAUUAUUUGCUAAUGUUGUGUUCAUUUUACCUUACAAUAAACUCUAUUCAGAUACAAACCCCUUGGAUUGGCACCAUGAAGUCAUCCUAAUUAAAUAUUUUAAAAUCCCCCGAUCUUUCCUCUAUGCCUUGCAGAAAGGCAUGACUAGCUGUUAUUUUCGAAGUCCCUUGCAUGCAUUUGAACCACAUUUGAAGUGUGCAUUUUUUUAAAGACAACACCUGCUACUUCCUGUUGAGUGGACUUGAUCUGCAGAACAGGUGUUGGAAUGGCCCUGGUCAUGUGACCAGGAUGUUCCUCCAAACUAAGUGCAUCAUCUGGGUGAAACCAAAAA
Oncorhynchus tshawytscha (Chinook salmon) is the source of this 2609-nucleotide messenger RNA. RefSeq names its product SIX homeobox 4a (gene six4a). The transcript has 3 exons. Gene Ontology annotation, biological process: regulation of transcription by RNA polymerase II. Gene Ontology annotation, cellular component: transcription regulator complex; nucleus. Bases 150 to 2177 code for a protein of 675 amino acids. The record is from RefSeq and is a predicted model, not a curated record. Gene Ontology annotation, molecular function: DNA-binding transcription factor activity, RNA polymerase II-specific; RNA polymerase II cis-regulatory region sequence-specific DNA binding. Lineage: Eukaryota; Metazoa; Chordata; Actinopteri; Salmoniformes; Salmonidae.